Geodia barretti is the source of this 2552-nucleotide messenger RNA. The record is from the annotation of a GenBank genome assembly. Lineage: Eukaryota; Metazoa; Porifera; Demospongiae; Tetractinellida; Geodiidae.
GCAAAAGAGUGGCGGACAAAUUGGUGACGCUGCCAUAGGCAACCGCAAUAAUUAUACAGACCGAGAGCACGUUGCAACAAAAUUCGACCACACCCCAGUUCUUCAUCCGCCCCGUGCCCCCCUUCCGUCGUCAUUUUGGGCUGUGGAGCGCUUCUUGUUCUUCCGUUCGUCUCUCAGAAAAAAAAGCCAGCUCUGUCAUAAAUGAGAAGCAGGACUCGAGUUUUCUGCAGAUUUGGCCAGACUUUUAUGGAGUUUCUGAAGGGCAGUUGUGGAGAUUGGUGCCUGGCCCAGCACAGCUGAACCCCUCGAGACCCGCGCUCGCCCCCCCUCAUCGUCCUCGCCACUAUAGGAGAAAAUUUUUCACGAAUCGAUCGCAACGUGUAACGGACCGUUUUUGAACGACAUUCAGGAAAAGCUCGCUCGAUUUCCCCCCCUCUCCCGGAUCUUUUACUCGUUUCGCGACUCCCUCUCCCUCUCCAUCUUCGCUCGCACUUAUUCUUCUCCAAAUUUCUCGCCUUAGGAGUCCAAUAGUUCGUAUUAUGGGGUAAACCCUCCCACUUGCCUAUCGAGUGUGUGUGUACGUAAUAGGGAAGGACUCCCUGGUACGAACGAACUCGUGUACAGAAAUCAUCAAGUGUUUAAUUUUCACUCAUUUUUACUUCUUUAUAUUUAUUCUUGAGUAAGUAAACUCUGCUGCUUCUCUGCUAGUCUGUGAUCGUCGGUUGUCUCGAAUCAGAAUCGAACUGAAACCUUCGGGAUUGACUGUUACUUCGUUUGCACGAGAAGUUGCGAAGGUGUGGGACAUGACAGCCAGCAGUAGUAAUCACCGUAAUUUGCCAGGGGCCCCCUCGCUCAUCGAGCACAAGAAGAUGCGGUUUCUCAUCAUCAACAAGCCCACCCAGGCCACCAUGCCCCAGUUUAUCAAGGAGCUGAGGAAGAACGGAGCGAGGAUAGUUGUGAGAUGCUGCGAUCCUUCCUACGACAUCGACCCUCUGAAGAAGGAAGGAAUCUCAGUUCUGGACUUCCCGUUUGAGGAUGGGGCAGCCCCGCCUGCUGAUCUGGUUCGCCAGUGGCUGGAACUUGUGGGGGACACCUUCAAGGAGGACCCCGAGAACUGCAUCGCUGUUCACUGCGUGGCCGGUCUGGGCAGGUCUGCUUACAUGCUUCCUGCCGACACUUUUCAAGGGCCGUUUCUGCUGCAGUCAGUGGAGGUGUUGGGUGCUUCCUCUUCUUUCUCAACCCGUUUCUGCUACAAUCGGUCAAGGUGUUCCUCUCCUUUCACUAUAAUGGCUGAAAGACCCACAAAACUGCAAGAUGCACCGAAAAGGUCAGAAAAUCCAGCUCAGCAAGCGCUGGAGAAGCUAUCGAACCAGCUGUCGUGUUCUGUGUGUCUGGAGGAGUACCGGAGACCCAGAGUGCUGCCCUGUCUCCACGUCUUCUGCGAGGCCUGUCUGGAGAAACUGGUGGGGACACAGAGAGACAAACUGAGUGCCCCGUGCCCCAACUGCCGCAAAACGGCCCGACUCCCAGAAGGGGGCGUGUCCAGCCUGCCCUACGCUUUCUACAUCAAUCACCUUUUCGAGGUGAGGGAGGUCUUGGAGAAGGUGAGCAACCCGGAGAAGGCGCAGUGCGACAAGUGCGGGGAGGGAGAGGUGCAGGGUUUCUGUCGGGACUGCGGCCAGUUCAUUUGCCAGCUCUGUCUUACCAUGCACGGCAAGUGGAAGGAAUUGCAGGGGCACGAAAUUUCCACCAUCGAUGAGGUCCAAGAAACAGCCUCAAAAAUGGUGACACCCAAAAAGGUGAGCUCCACGUGUUCGAAACACGCAACAGAGCCGACCAAGAUCUACUGCGAGACGUGCGAUGAGCUUAUCUGUCGCGACUGCACCGUCAAGACCCACCGCGACCACAACUACGACCUCGUCCCGGACGCCUUCCCCAAGCACAGAGAUGCCAUCCUUGCCUCCCUCGGUCCCGUUAAAUCUGAACUUGCUAGUGUAGGGAGCACCAUUGCACAGCUGAAGGCAAGGUCCAGCAGGCUAGACGAACGGGGUGUGGAGGCCCAGGCAGAGGUGAACGCUGUAGUAGACAAGCUCCAGGCCAUCCUAGAGGCUCGCAGGAGGGAGCUUCACUCCCAGAUAGAUGGUGAGGUGUGUCAGGGGAAGAAGGAGCUGGCGGCCCGGAUUGACGGACACGAGUUGAGGCAGGCCCAGCUGAGCAGCUGCGUGGAUGACAGCUUUGGAAGUAGGGGAAGUGAGGUGGGUCAAUUCAAAUAUCCUGAUGGAAUAACUGUCAAUAAAGAAGGAAAUGUACUUAUAGCGGAUAGAGAAAAUAGUAGAGUUCAGGUUUUUGACUCCAAUGGGCACCAUCUCUCAUCCAUCACUCACACCGGAGCAGGGGAGGGACUAAGAGGACCAGUCAGUGUGGCAGUUGGACCUGACGAUUGGGUGUAUGUGGUUGAAUGCGACUGUCCCAGAGUAUCAGUAUUUGAUGAGGAUUGCAAGUACAUCAAGUCAUUCGGGAAGAGAGGGGAACAGAGAUGGAGAGUUCAAUGA